Messenger RNA from Annulohypoxylon truncatum, 1671 nucleotides. RefSeq lists its product as uncharacterized. The transcript is spliced from 2 exons. Gene Ontology annotation, biological process: regulation of DNA-templated transcription. The record is from RefSeq and is a predicted model, not a curated record. Lineage: Eukaryota; Fungi; Ascomycota; Sordariomycetes; Xylariales; Hypoxylaceae. The coding region runs from base 1 to 1671 and encodes 556 amino acids. Gene Ontology annotation, molecular function: zinc ion binding; DNA-binding transcription factor activity, RNA polymerase II-specific.
AUGACUGCCCCCUCGAUACCUCGUAUACGAGCCCGGAAGCCUAAAGUUCGUUCCGGGUGCGUCACAUGUAAAGCGCGAAGAGUCAAAUGUGGUGAAGAACGACCGGUAUGUCGCCGUUGUCAGAAAAGCUGGCUGCCUUGUAAAUACAAUCCUCCCGAGACAAACCAAGAAAAACACCAAAACUGCUCUCACGAGCAUCCCGUGACCUCAUUUCAAGCCGAUGCCAGCGAUAAAUGCGACUCACGACUGCUUUCGAGAGUGCGAAGAGUAGACUUUGAAGAGUUUGAUACUCUCUACCUUGACCUUUUUCGAAGCGCCAUAGUGCAGAACCUCUGUUUGAAUGGAUACACCAACUUCUGGUCGCGAACUAUACUUCGAGAGAUCUUCCGAGAUGAGUGUGUGCGUGACUGCGUGCUUGGAAUUGGUGCAUUGCGCCGUGCUAUGGUGGACGAGACCCAACAUGCAAGUUCCUUGGAGCCGUCAGCACUUUGGAUUGUCCCGAAGGUUGCCACUGCCUCCCUAAGUACGAGGUAUCAAAGAGAUGCCAUCCGAUAUUACACUGAGUCAAUUUCCAAGUUUCGAUCAAGAUUGUCGCGAGAAGGAUCAUCCACCCCGCCGCGAACAAUUCUCAUCCUCAGCAUUCUCUUUGUCAUGUUCGAGGCAAUACAAGGGAAUAGUGAAUCGGUUGAUCGGAUCAUUCACACCACGAUGCUUACGCUAGAAGAUUGCGCGCCUGGUCUGGGCGCUGAAGAUCAAGGGUCGAACUCCUUAGACGACGAGGGCGUUCGCGAAGCAGAUUAUUUCCUCACUCGCUUCUCCGGAUAUAACUCUUUGCUCAGCCCAUUUUACCCAUCGCUAUUGAGAGGUCCGGUCUUCCAGCGAAACUGGUCGCUGGCGGCCAAGAUUCCAAGCUGGUCAGACGAUUUACAACAAGUCGAACUCGCUUUCGAACGGUAUACGACUUCUUCCUUGAUUUGGUUUCUCCGAAUUUGCCAGGCCAACAUAUUCGGCCAUCCGACAGACCCUGUGAAGAACCAAGACGAGCAGCUCAUUAUCCACCUCCAAGCAAACGACUGGUGCGAGUUCAUAUCAACGAAACUAGGCCAAGAAACGGAUCCCCUUCGGCACCGGACUUGGAAGAUGAUGCUAGUGGAGGCCAAGAUGUUCAGAAUCUACUCGACGUAUUCCCGCGAUGCGGAAGAACGGGAACUCCUGUGGGAUCUGCAAGUAGACGACUGCCGGGAAGUCCUUUCCAUUAUAGAGUCGAUCUUAGACGAAUUGACUUCGCUCACCGCGUUGCCGCCCCUUUUUGAAGAUAAAUUGCUCCCGACGUUGCGUUGUGUAGCGUGGAAAUGUCGCGACUAUGAAAUCCGAAUGAAAGCACUUGGGCUUUGUAAACGACUGGCCGGGCCCUGGUUCGAAAAUCGAGCUGUCCUAGUCGGUUUGCGGAUAAUGAUAGAGCUGGAAGAACGAGAUAGAGAUGAGUCCGGAUUUAUCCCCCUGCGGUCGAGGUAUAGGUGGAACAUAUCGUCAUUCAAUGACGAUCGUACCGAAUUGCGGAUAGGUUUGAUGAGAUUAACUACCGGCGCUCGCAAGGAAUUUACCAUUCGCCAGGAUGGGAAUAUCGAUGAUCUGGUCCAAAAACUGGCAGCGUCGUCUGCCAAAUCAUAG